This is a messenger RNA of Seriola dumerili (greater amberjack), 3090 nucleotides long. It is a transcript of the gene dtnbp1b, whose product is annotated as dystrobrevin binding protein 1. The transcript has 4 exons. NCBI's taxonomy places the organism in Eukaryota, Metazoa, Chordata, Actinopteri, Carangiformes, Carangidae. The coding region runs from base 414 to 1121 and encodes 235 amino acids. Gene Ontology annotation, cellular component: plasma membrane; neuron projection; synaptic vesicle membrane. The record is from RefSeq and is a predicted model, not a curated record. Gene Ontology annotation, biological process: neuron projection development; negative regulation of protein kinase activity; platelet dense granule organization.
CUCUCUCUCUCUCUCUCUCUCUCUCUCUCUCUCUCUCUCUCUCUCCCCCUCCCUCCCUCCCUCCACUGUCAGCCUCAGCAGUCUCCACACCAGAGCUAGACACUGGUUCAGCGCUGAUCCAUACAUGCGUGUGUGUGUGUGUGUGUCUUGGGUGCUGGCUUCUUGAAAACGCUCAACAUUCGAGUGUGUGUGCAAGUGUGUUGAGUUGAUCUGCAUGAGAAUGUGCGUAUGAGCAUCUCUGGAGCAUCUUUUGUAUGGAGGAGCAUGUGUGUAGAGUGAGAGACAGUGUAAGGAUGCGUGGUGGGCAGGUGUUGUUGUGAUCGGUGGAGUUUUCGGUGUACUAUCGUCGUGCUGUCUGCCUCCCCCUCCCUCCCAUUUGGUUAUCUUGUGAGGGCAAAAAGCAUCCAGCUGGGAUGUCCACCUCACCCGGUGCAACAGACGGGAGCCAAAGGAACUCUUUGGAGCUGGAUGCGGAGCACCCACAGAGAGUCCCGGGGGCGGAACAGGGAGGGGUCCCGCCCCCCCAGGUCAAGCUGAAAGACAGGCAGAAGUUCUUUGAGGAGGCCUUCCAGCAAGACAUGGAGCAGUACCUGUCUACUGGCUACCUGCAGAUCGCUGAGAGGAGAGGGCCAAUAGGAAGCAUGUCAUCCAUGGAGGUGAACGUGGACAUGCUGGAGCAGAUGGAUCUGAUGGAUAUGUCUGACCACGAGGCCCUGGAUGUGUUUCUGCACUCUGGGGGAGAGGACAACAGCGCUGCAUCACCUGUCACAGGUCCUGAUGUUGAGUCCUUCACCACAGAGAUCAGUCUCCAGGUUCCCACCCAGGCUGAGCUACGCCACAAGCUUUCCUCCCUUUCAUCCACCUGCACUGACUCAGCCAGCCAGGACACGGAGGCCGGGGAGGAUGAUGAGGAUGAUGAUGAGGAGGAGACUGAGCAAGGAGGAGGAGGAGGAGGUGGUGGUGUUGGAGGAGGAUCGGGGGGAGGAGGAAGGCGGAGACGGCCGCCGGUGGUGGUGACCCUGGAUGAAGACGAGGUGCACCCGGAUACAGCGCUGGUGGACAGGGUGGAGCAAGAGGACCAUACCAGCAAAGACUGUGAGGAGAGCAGGCAGAAGGUUUGAGGAGAGCUGGACUGGAUUUAAACACAAACACACAAACAUACAGAGCUGCCAAAUCAAACUCGGAUACCUAACAAUAUUGGCUUCCUUCUCAAAUUCCUUUCAUACUGAAGAAAAGUAUAUGAAAGAAAAUACACUGAGGUUGCACUAACUGCCACAUGACCUUGCCUUAAAACACCUCUGAGUUUUCAAUUCUAAUUGAAUCCUGUCAAAUAGGUUUGAGUUCCCUUUAGCAUAAUAGCAUUGAAUGACUUAACAUGCACAUUAAUAGUUUGGCAUUAUUCAGAGAAUGCUCUAAUAUUCUGUUUCUGUGUUUGUGCAUGUUGAGACCAGGAGAUGCCUGUUACUGAUCAGUGACGGGGACAUAAACAAGCAUACACUAAAAUCAUCCAUUUGUCCCUUUCAGGUAGCAGCUUGUCAGGCUAUGUGCUAACACUUUAGCAUUCACUGUGCUGUUCUUAUAUGACCUGAACUUUGGUGAAACCUCUGCAGAACAUAAAGAUAUGAUGGUGGUUUGAACUACCACAUCCCUGCCAAAAUGAAGAGGCUAUCACCAGCUCUGCCAGGUUAAUAACAUUUUAUUUUUAAAGUAGAAUAAGAUUAUAAUCACUAAAAGUGUGUGUAAUUUGGACUUUCUUAAUGUUGUAUGCCUUUGAUCAUUCAAAGGAUCCAUUCACCCAAAUUUCGAAAAAUCACAAUUUCUCACUUAUCUCUAGACGAGCAGAUAGUUUCCCGGGUUUUGACAUGUGCGGUUUGUGUUGCGUCCUUUUUUCGACAAACAAUAUUCUGUUUCUUGUCCUUAGGCCAAAUAAACUUUUUUUUUUUUGAUAUUGCAAAACCUGUGCUAGUAAAAUCUACCAUGACUAUUCAUAAAUUGGGUGAACAGACCCUUUAAUACAGUUAAUGCUGAACAGUUAGGACUAAUGACCUGCAGGGGCCACAUGGAUGAAUUUUUCAGGACUUUAUGGAUAAGCUGAAUCCCCAAAGCUUCUUGCAUUCCUUUGGCUGCACAAGAUUCUGCAAUAUUUUAAAUGUAUACUACCAAUUAGAUAAUACUUUUGCGCCCUUGGCUUUGAUAAACAUGGCAUGCCGUCACCUGGCAGUGGGUUCAGGUAGCAGGAUAUCAAUGAUUUAACACAAACAAUCACAUGCAGGAGAGUUGCCCUCUGGAAUUCAUUUUACCAGUAAUAUUUGGGCGAACUUCUCCUUAGGACCAAAUCGAUAUUUGGACUGUGCGCUAUGCACUGGAUGACACCCAGAAGGUUUAACUGUAUCCAGAUCUUUUUUUUCUUUUUUUGUACAGAAAUGUUGACGUUUGUGCAAUGUGACAGCAUUACUCAUUCCUUUCUUUUCCCCUGCCUACAGUUUCUGACUUGUUGGUAAUAAAUGUUUCUCCCCCAGCAUUGUUUAAUUUUCAUCUAAGCAUUUCAGGAACAAGUUAAAGAGUGAAAUGUGAGCAGGAUUUAGGGUUUGAGCAUGUUAACAGUCCCUGUGCGCUCACUCUUGAUUUACAGUCCUGCCUGAGCUCUUUACAAAUGGAAAGCUGACACGGCGAGGGAACGGAUGGAUGGAUGGAGGGAUUCAGCAGGAGCGAAGAAAGGGUCUGAAAUACAGCAGUUUUUCUCUUGGAGAAUAUUUUACUUUGUAUAUAUUCAUUAUUACAGUUAAAUGUUUUUUCAACUAAAAAUUAAGGAAAAGCAGUACUAGUGUUAUGCUGAGAGUAAAUGGCAUUUGAAGGCUGAGAGUGGAUGUGUCAAAGUGUUCACUGUGAAUAGUAAACAGCUGGUGUCGAUGCGUGACUCUCAAUCGAGUACACUUUAAUUAAGGUUAUGAAGAACUACAGGGCCCUCCAAUAGUUUGCAUGUACAAUGUGUGGCGAGUGAAUAGACUGAUAAGCCCUGUGUUAAAUGAACAGAAAAGCACUUCUAAUAUCCUGCUGCAGCUGCUGCUGCUUCCUGUGGACCUUGAUAAU